AUGCCUUCGCCACCCAGCUCCCGGCCCAUCAAGCCGGCCAAAGAGCCUCCCUCCAAAACCCCCAGGAAGAAGCCAUCCAGUGCUCGCAUCUCGGCCGCCUGUGAAGCAUGCAAGAAACGCAAAACGAGAUGCACCGGCGGCCCACCACCAUGCCAACUGUGUGAGACUCUGGGCACCGAAUGUGUCAUCGACCUCUCGCUGGAUAUGAGACGCAGGGCCGCCUUCCAGCGCACCUUGGACGAGUCGCGCACUUAUCAGGAUGCCCUGAACAGCUUACUCGACGCCAUCCGCGAAGGGCCGUCGCCACGCCUCGAAGCGUGGUUCGAGCUCAUCCGCAACGGCGGCUCAAAUCAGGAAGUCACAAACGCUCUACAUCAAUACUCGAACAGGGCCGAGGAUGAAGAGGGGGACGACACCAUAUCGUCCCAGAUGGACGGAACUGAACCGUCGGCGGACGCCGCUAAGAGUCCCGCUGAUACCUCCAGUUUGGGAUCCGGUGCCUCGGACUCGAUCAAGGCUAAGGGCCCCGAUGCAUCCGCGACCAUCGCCAGCUUGCUGGCUUGGCUCAAGAAUGCGUCCCCCGAGGAAGGAGAAGCGAUCCUGCACCAGUUCUUAGCACGGCGCUCCGAGGAUAGGGCUGGUUUGCACCCCUGGGCACCGCAGGGAAAGAAUCUCUGGGAUGGAGUGGGCGCCGACUCGGGAAAAGUCGGUGUUGCCGAACGCGCCAUGUGGCAUCCGGUACUGCACUUACGGUCGCAAAGCAGUCGCGGGGAAGAGCGGCCACAUCUGCCGCCAGGCUCCCGCCGGUUCUCCGAAGGAGGCCCCGAUACCGAGUCGGCAGAAGCAAUCGCAUCGGAUUUGCCGUCACCGUUGGUUGGCUUGUCGAGACAGUCAUCCCGCCACCUUCAGCUUACCACGGACCACCCCAUGGCCGGAAUGGAGGUGGCUUCCUCACGUGCCCUCCCGUACAUCGAGCUUGUCACGAAUGUUCCAUCCGCCCUACCAAGGUCGAACGAGUGGGAUCUGUGUGUGGCGCAAGAGGAUCAGGUCACCAGACUCCGGAUCCCGAGACACCUUGUCCUGCCCUUGGUGAUCCCCGACAACUCGCCCAUGAGUCGCACCUACACAGACUACGUGCACGGAGCACGGCGAAUGCUGGAGAGUGGUGUUCCCGUUUCUGAUGUCCUGGGUGCCACAGAAAAGGUGGCCGUCGACCUAUUUUUCCGCCCUCGUCUGCCCACCGACAAGUUUGACUGCGCCUCGUGGGCCUGCGAAAUCACCCGAAGUUUUGACAACGAUGUCUAUGUCCGCCUGGCCUCGGCUUAUUUACUCACACACAUGAUGCGGUGGCUGCUGUUUCCGACCUUGGAAAAUUACCAGAAACUCCCGGACAUGAUUAAACCGACACCUGCUCAAUGCAUGAUCCCGCACAUUGGCGCGAUUGAAACAAUACCACUGCCUCCGGUCCGGGACGCUGCAAUCAACAAGUUGCGGGACUGGCUCACGCCUCUGAUCCAGGCGAAAUGGGGCGUAAAUUGGCCACAUGGUCUCGAGGCGGCUGUCGAGCAAGAUCCCCUGACCGGAGGUACAGUCCUGAGCCAGAAAUUCAUCGAUCAUGUGGUCAUUUACGAAAAUUGGAGUGUUGGAAGUCACUUCCUGAUCGCCUUUCCGGAGGUGGCGGGCAGAAUCCGAAUCCACGAACUGGGAUGA
Fonsecaea erecta is the source of this 1710-nucleotide messenger RNA. RefSeq lists its product as hypothetical. Gene Ontology annotation, molecular function: zinc ion binding; DNA-binding transcription factor activity, RNA polymerase II-specific. The transcript has 4 exons. Gene Ontology annotation, biological process: regulation of DNA-templated transcription. The coding region runs from base 1 to 1710 and encodes 569 amino acids. Lineage: Eukaryota; Fungi; Ascomycota; Eurotiomycetes; Chaetothyriales; Herpotrichiellaceae. The record is from RefSeq and is a predicted model, not a curated record.